GUGCGUGUGCCCGACGGCAUUGACAAGAACACGCACGUAGCUGUCAGUAGGAAAUGCAGGCUGCGGGUGUUGGAUGUACCGCUGCGUUUGGAUAAAUUAACGCUAAACAAAGAAUGCCCUUUUUCUUUCAGAAUGAAAACUAUUACUUAGAAGAGGAGGUUGCGGAACCGGAGCUGUGGCGGGGGGGCGUGCGAAACCCCUGGCUAUCCAGGCGGACUGAUCACAGUGACACGCCGGUCGUGGGAGAGAUCAGAGUGGAACCAUGGCCGAACUCUCCACCCUAUCCCCAUCACCACCUGCAUUGGGUGAUCCUCAUGCAGCUCCAUCCAUUCCUCUGUCCUCAUCAGCGCUCCCUGCUACCAACAACCCUGCUCCAGAUUCUGCCAGGGAGAUACACAUACCCAAGUCUUCCCUCUACAAUGACAAAGCUUUGACUGGAAACACCCCUUCAGCACUGUCAGGAGGUUCUCCCUUAACCCCCCACCCACCCUUGAGUCCUCCCAAACUCAUUGCUGAGACCACCCUCACAUUAUUGGUACAUGAGGCUGCUCCACAGAGAGAGGAAUCAGCAGGGAAAGAUGGAGAGCCUGGAGGUCAUGUUGUUAAGCAGGAGACAAUGACCGGUGACCCAGCAGCUGCAGAACUCUUGAAUACUGAAACCCCAGCACUGUCAAGUGAGCCAUCAGCUCCGAGCGAAGUGCAACAGGCAUCCCCCUCUCCUGAUCUGAAUCCUGGUCCUAAUCUCUACCCCAAUGUACAUGUCACCCACAAUCCAAAUCCUAUCAUGGAUGAUGGUCAAUUUACAGCGGACCAACCCCAAGCCGCUGCAGCCUCCAAUCCCACGCCUGAUCCUCCAGAAUCCACCGAUAUGGCAGCAUCAGCAUUGGCUGAAGAGGAGACACCUCAGCCACUUCAACAAGCACAAAACCCUCAAAGUCAGCCUCCUCUGCUCUCCCCAAAGCCUGACACUACCAGUGAAGCAAGGAAAGAAGAACUGCCCAGCACCCCUACCAGAGCCGAACACCCCAGCCCUACUGUCCCACUGAUCCACGAGCCAGCCUCUGCCUUCUCGCUGCCCAAUCCCCGGCAGGCCCUUGACACCCUCAGCUACCUAGAGUCAGCCAGCCUAAUGUCGGGGACGUUGGAGUCUCUCUCUGGGCUGGGAGAGGAUGGCAGCUCUGUGGGCUCAGACUCAGAGAUCAAUGGCCUGACUGUCAGACGCACUGAUAAAUAUGGCUUCCUAGGUGGGACUCAGUACAGUGAUGUGGGUGAAAAGGAAGUUCGAGUUGAAGUCGCCCGACAGAGGGAGGUUAAAUGGCUUGAUAUGUUCCACAACUGGGAUAAGUGGAUCAAACAUCGCUUCCAGAAGGUAAAGUUGCGCUGCAGAAAGGGGAUUCCAUCUUCUCUCAGAGCCAAAGCCUGGCAGCUGCUGUCCAACAGCCAAGAGCUCCUAGAUGCCAACCCUGGGAAAUUUGAGGAGCUGGAGAGAGAGCAGGGAGAAGCUAAAUGGCUGGACAUUAUAGAGAAGGAUCUCCACAGACAGUUCCCCUUCCAUGAGAUGUUUGCUGCUCGUGGUGGCCAUGGACAACAGGAUCUGUACCGGAUCCUGAAGGCCUAUACCAUCUACCGGCCUGACGAGGGCUACUGCCAGGCCCAGGCUCCAGUGGCUGCAGUGCUGCUCAUGCAUAUGCCUGCUGAGCAAGCUUUUUGGUGCCUCGUCCAGAUAUGUGAGAAGUACCUUCCUGGCUACUACAGCGCUGGACUGGAAGCAAUCCAGCUGGAUGGCGAGAUCUUUUUCUCCCUGUUACGGCGUACGUGUCCGAUGGCGUACCGUCAUCUCAAGAAGUUCAAGAUUGACCCAAUUCUCUACAUGACUGAGUGGUUCAUGUGUAUCUUCUCACGCACCUUACCAUGGGCCAGUGUUCUGCGUGUAUGGGACAUGUUCUUCUGUGAAGGGGUGAAGAUAGUGUUUCGUGUGGGCCUGGUGCUACUGAAACAGAUGCUUGGCUCUGUCGAUAAACUUAGGGAAUUGCAGGGCAUGUAUGAAACUAUGGAGCGUCUAAGGAACAUCUCACCUGACACUUUCAGAGAGGACAUAUUGGUACAGGAGAUUAUCACGCUCCCGGUGACAGAGGCGCUUAUAGAGAGGGAGUGCAGUGUCCAGGUGAGGAAGUGGAAGGAGUCCAGAGGGGAGCUGACACACCAGCCAGGCCGCCGCCUCCACGGUACGAGAGCCAUCUUUGAGUACAAACGCCGUGCCGCCUCCAUCAGCUCCGGUGGUAGCUUCUCUUUCCUGGGAAGCCCAAUCCCUCCACCAGGACCCCUCAGGGCCUCUUCCAGCCUCCUCUCACUCCCUGGCUUCCGCAAGUCCAGGACUCCUUUCCACUCCCACCCCAAGAAAGGCUCCUUCUCAGGGCCAUCAGGAAUGGAGGGCCUGCAGCAUCAGUCCCCACCUGCAGUAACAUCAAGCCCGGGACGAGGCACCAGCCAUAAACCACCCAUUCCUCCCGGGGCAGGUCAGAGGGCACCGCCACCCCACACUCAGAGCCCCUUAGUUGCUCAGGCCUCAGAGGUUACCUCAGCACAGGGCCAGCCUACUGCUUCAGCCCCAAUACAAAGCACAUCACCACCACCUAGCACUCUAUCCCCCUCCCCUAAGAUCGUCUCUGAGCAAAUUACUCCUACUAUCCCCUCUCCUACUGCAAACAACGCCCCCUUGCCGCCAUUUCCAGAUUCAAAAAAAGAAGUGGCGCCAGUGGCUGAUGCCACAGCUGUUGAGGAAGAGGGAAAGAAGAAGAAGAGCAAAGACAAGAAGAAGGAAAAGGAAGAUGAGAAGAAAAAACUAAAGGAAAAGAAAGAAAAGGAAAAGGCUGAAAAAGAGGGGCUCAGGAAGGAGAAAGAGAGGCUAGAAAAAGAGAAGAAGAAAGGGGGGAAGAAAAAGGACAAAGGGAGAGGAGAAGCCGAGGACAAAAAUGGAGCUACAGCAGCGAGAGAUUCGGCCUAGUUUUCCACCUUGUCAUUCCAGGAAAAUGAAAAGGGACACUGAACAAAAAAAGAGGUCAGGGGAACAAAAGACCCCCAGAAACAGGGUGAUUAAUAAAAUAUAAAAUGGGAUGGCUUCCUGUAUAACGCAUCCUUUUGAAGACUUAAUGUAGUCCCAGGACUGUGGAGAAAACUGGAUCAUGGUUUUAAUGCCUCGGGGGGCUUUUUGCCCUUCGUUCAACCAUUUUUUUCACUGAGUUUUAGUAAGAUGGGAUAAAUUUCCUUUUUCAACUGGAGCAUGGACUGUGAAUCUGAAUAAAAUUUCAGAAGAUUACAGUCAUUAUCUCUUUUAGUUUUUUUUUUUUAAAUUCUUGAUUUGUUUUUUUUUUGUUUUAUUAUUUUAAUCAGAUUGAUAGCUGUGGUUAGAAAAACAUCGACUCAAAGGAUUGUUGAACUGAAGGUUUGCAGAAAUAGUUAUGGUGCCAUAGAUUAUGUAAAUAAAAAGUCUACCUACAGUACAUAGGAUCCUGUUAGCACUCCAUAUGCCCCAUUAGUUCUCAUCUGUGGACAGGUUAUCUGAAUGCCUGGAACAAAAAGAAAAGUAUACCCUUUAAGGUCAUCUCAAAUGCAGGCACUGAAGGUAGAAAUGCUAGCAAUGUUGUUGAGGAUGUAUUUAUUGUCAUGUUAAAUGUUGUGAGUGUGUGCCUUAGUAGUAUAGUGAAAUGUGUUACUGUUCUAUGUGUGGCCUCCCUGUUUUCAGUCUCUCUCUGCCUGCUUUAUUUUAUCUUGUCGUGUGUGGUUCUCCCCAAAUUCUUCUGUCAUCGGUAUAAAUCUGAUGGGGGAAAUGGAGGGAAUGUAUACAGACGAAAACAGGGAGAAAAUUAAAAAUACAGCCACACACCAUGCAGUGGUGGCUGUUUUUUAAUGGUCUGUUUAUGUGUGUUAUUUUGUCUCUGACAAAACAACACACAGGGAGCAUUUUAUUGUUUUUAUUUCAUGCUUCAAUUUAAAUUUCUUUUUGUCUGAGGUUGAUUUUUUUUUUUUUGCAAAAAAAAGCGGAAGCAACAUUAUUGUUAAACUGGUCACGUGAAAACCUGCAGUGACCGUGCACAAAUCCUGCACACCAAAUGUCCAUCUAUAAAAUUUGUAUUAUUUUGCUUUUGACGAACAAAAUCCUACAUAAUGUAUUUUAUUUAGCCAAAUUUCAGUAUGGGUAAGAACUUAUGUUCUUUAACCCAUUAGAAUGUGAUUUCAAGUAUCUUAAGCGAAUGAAGGAUUUUUGCAUUUGUGAUUUUUCACAAAGCACCACUGAAGUCGACCACUCCGUUAGUGUAGUGACGUAGAAAAUGAGAAUCUCAACAGGCCGAUUUCAUAGUUUGAAAUCUGUACUUUGAGGACCUAUAGGAAGCCACUUGACUGGAGGUGCCAGGUGUGCCAAUGUAGCAUUAACCUUUGAUCUUUGACCUUUGGGCUCUGAUGUAUUUAUGUACAAAGUGGUUAAUUUAAUCAAAUAUAGUAUAUUAUGAAUUAUUAUUAUUAUUAUUAUUAUUUUGGAUCUGACUAUUUUUCUAUGUGAGUAAGAGACACCUGGUUGACUGGAACGAUGGCCGACUACACUCAGUGUAGCUGCAGCGGGAUCAUUUAAGUGUUCAUAUUUAAUUUCUUUUUUUUUUCUUUGCACGCUAAGUCCUCUGCUUUUACACAACAAACUUGAUGCAUGUCUUUGCUAUUAUUUAAGUUUAAUGUUGGUUUGGUCAUCUUUAGGUUUGUGAGUCUCCAGUUUACGGAAGUGCAGUAUUAAACAGACUUGACUGGAAAAAUGGGCCUCCGACAGAACAAACAGUGACAUGAGUGAUUCAGACAGAAUUUUUGGGAGUUGAAGGUCUUAAUCGUACUGUAUAAUAUACUAAGAGGUGAUUUAUGAGCUUUGAAUAGUUUGUUAAUUUGAGAUCUUAAGUAUGUCUGUCUCAUCAAGUUGUGUUGUAACAUUGAUAAUGACUUAUAGAUUAACUCCCUAAUCAUAUUUACACUCAGUGUCCUGUACUGUAAGAUAUUUAUGCAUACAUUAAACUGCACUGAACCCCAUCAGUAUACGAUGAAUAGUGCCAGGUAGUUAGUGUAAAACCAUUUGAUGGCAAAAAACAUUGAUGCUCUUUAACUGUACUGUUUUUGUAGUUAAGGAUUAGAGGGACUUUCGUGUAGUUGUAGCCAACAUGUCCUCCAUAUUCAUUGUUUUUCACUUAUUUCAGGUCUUUACAUGGCUGUCAUUUAAAUAUAUAGAUAUCACACACUCCCUCCUAAUUUGACACUAGUGCAUUUAUAGACAAAUUAGUUUAGUGUUAGUGAGGAUAAACUGAACACAUCUAUGCAAACCAUCCUCCAUCAUGACUUGGUAGUGUGUGGUGACAGCAGCACUGAUUUCACCUCUGAUCGUGACGAUCAGAUUGGUGCCAUGGAAGAAUGAAUUUUGUGCUUCAGUAGGUAUUUUUCUGAGCACACUUUGAGACCCGUGGACUACAAUAUCUUAUGAGCAAUAUGUCCUUGCAGCUCAUGUCUUGAUGAUAAUUUCUCUUUAUUCAGGGGGCUCGAGAUGUCGUGAUGAUCAAAUUAAUCUCUCACUAGCUUGUGAUUUCCCGCUGUGGAAACAGCACUUAACUCUGCAAUAUUGAGGAUGAAUCAAUAAAUCAAUUUCUACAGGUCCUUUUUGCAUUUCAGCAUUGAUCCUGAAAUUGUCAUUCUUGAUUACAUUUGAUUGGGAAUGACCCCACUGAUGCAAAUAUUUAAAGAAGCAUUUCAGCUGUUUUUCUCCCCAUGCCGUUAUGUCUUUUGUGUUUUUAAGUUUACAUGUCACUCUCUCUGGCGAAAAGUGAAAUUAAAUCAUAGCUAAUUGAAUUCAUUCCUUCAGAUCUACAACUGAUGUAUUUAAAUGAUGAUAAUGACAUUUGUGAUGAGUAAUAAACCAUAAUAUAUUAAAUCA
Siniperca chuatsi (mandarin fish) is the source of this 5959-nucleotide messenger RNA. RefSeq names its product TBC1 domain family member 10A-like. The transcript is spliced from 11 exons. The coding region runs from base 263 to 3004 and encodes 913 amino acids. The record is from RefSeq and is a predicted model, not a curated record. Lineage: Eukaryota; Metazoa; Chordata; Actinopteri; Centrarchiformes; Sinipercidae.